Molecule: messenger RNA, 2386 nt
Organism: Anopheles merus
Lineage: Eukaryota; Metazoa; Arthropoda; Insecta; Diptera; Culicidae
Product: UBX domain-containing protein 2
Exons: 3
Coding region: 463-2103 (546 amino acids)
Biological process (GO): proteasome-mediated ubiquitin-dependent protein catabolic process
Cellular component (GO): nucleus
Molecular function (GO): ubiquitin binding
Source: RefSeq, a predicted model, not a curated record
GAGUAGCGGCACUCGAAUGGCGCGCGCGUUCUUCUAGCUGUCAUGCUGCCGUCAUUUUUUGCCACUUUUUUCCCUGCCGACGUCGGAGUCGGUUUGUUUCACGCCAAAAAUAAAGUGGAAAACUAAUCAGCAAAGUGUGUAGAACGGUGGUGUGGCAGUGUGCAUUUUCCGUUUGGCAAUUGUUUUGAACGCGGAAAGUGCUGUAUUGCCGCAGGUUGAGCGAGUAUGGCCGUGGGUGGAAACCAUUCGGUCAUCGUGCGCUAGAGCAGUGUGUGCGUGUGGGAUUGAUUUGCCGUCGCAAAAUGGUAUAAAUUUGCAGUGUUUUAUCGCCGGACAGUUUUAUCGUGAGCACAACAUAGGAAUACGAACAAAUCACAGCAGCCCAGCUUAGCCCCAUACCAGUAACAGUACCGGGUGAACGAGAGCUCUCUACUUUGGAUGCCGAACAAGCGCUCAUUUUAGAUGGCUAGCAAAGAGAACGUGAAAGCGCUGGUGGAAAUAACUGGCCUAAAGGAGGACCAAGCGACCAACCUGCUGACCGCGUACAAUGGCAACCUGGAGGGAGCGAUCAACGCGUUCUACGAGAAUCCCGAAGGCAUCCUGAACCCGGAACCGGCCGUCGUAAUCGACGACGACGACAGUGGUUCGGGACCGUCGUCCGCACCGAGCGGCCGGGCGGCCCUCGUGCACGACGACGAUGACAACGUUCGCGCUCCGAUCCCGCGCAAGACGGAGAUACUGCUGCCACAGAUCGAAAUGAACCGUGCCCGGAUCGGGAAGCGACGGGCAGCCAUCAUUACCGAGGUGCCGUUCCGCAACUUCGAACUGGAGGGCCGCAUCCAGGAGCAGAUGCUGAUGCAGCAAGACCAGGGCCCGUCGGCGAAGAAGGUGACCCGGCUCGAGGCACUGUUCAUGCCACCGUUCGAUAUACUGUUCUCCGGUGGAUUCGACCAGGCACAGCGGCACGGCAAUUCGGUCGACCGGUGGCUGCUGGUGAACUUGCAGGACGAUCUGAACUUCAGCUGCCAAACGCUGAACCGCGAUCUGUGGUCGGACGCACGGCUGAAGGAAUUCAUGCGCCAUCAUCUGGUGUUUUGGCAGCAAUCGAACAAAACGACGGACGGGGCCAAGUUUAAGACAUUUUACAAGGUCCGUUCCGAGCCGUACAUUGGCAUGAUUGACCCGCGAACAGGGGAGGAGGUGCGGAAUCUGUCCGGUAACGAUCUGUCGCCGGCGCGAUUUCUCGAAACGCUCAAAACCUUUCUGGUGGAGAACAAAUCGCCCCACGGCAAGGAGAUUAAUCUGAACCGGGCGUACCAGCUCGGCAUGGGCGGCGGCGGUCCCUCCACGUCUUCGAACGGUGGUGGAUCUGGCAAGAGUGUCACCCAGUACGGGGCCAGCAGUAGCGGUCAGGGAAGUAGCCGCAGCAGCAGCAAAGCACAGCAGUCGUCAACCAGCAGCACAGCCGCCGGAUCGAGCAGAAACCGCUGGGUUACGGUUAUCGAUGACGAUGAGGAUGAUUUUCAGGAGAUUACGGACAGUGAAAGUGACAGUGAGGAAAACGACCGGCCACCACGGCCAACCGGCAGCAGCAGCAGCAGCAGCAAACUCGCCGCCGACGUUCCGAAAGCGGGCUCAUCAGCACCCGCCUCGCCUCACAAACAGAAGGAAGCACCAGCAACGGAACAAGCAAAGAGCACAAACGCGCCGUCAACCAAGCGCAGCGACGAAGAACCGGCACAACAUCCCUGGGAAAAGGAUGACCGAAGUCUUCCGACGCUCGAGGACGAGCCGGCUGCGCCGGUGCUUAGUUCCGAUUCGGAAUCAAGCCUGGCGCCGGAUCAGAAAACGCGCAUCCUGCUGAAAAUGCCGGGCAACGUGACGGAGCGACUGUUCUUCCGAAGUUCCCGCACGCUCGAGCAAGCGAUCGCGAAGCUGCGGCAGAAGUACGAGCAGCACUGCCGCCCCACGGACGCGACGGUGGAUGUGCGAUUCUUCUGCCAGGCCAUCAAGUCGGAUCUGGCUGUGCUGGACACUUCGAAAACGCUGCUGGAGCUCAAGAUUCACCCGAACGCUGUGAUUCACGUAACGACGGACGAUUAGAGUGCGGCAGGCAGGGCCGCGUUUGUGCUGUGCGUGCAUUAUGUGUAUUGUGGAAAUGUAAUAUCACGCUGCAGAUAGCAUUACAACCACCAUCCCCUUCUUCUUUUUCUCAGUCUCCCUACUUCCUUCUGGAAGCGCUUCCCCACUUUCCCUUCCUCGCUCAUGCAUUGUUCCAGCCCUGGGGCCCGUGUGCCGUCUUUUACAGUUAAGAGAGACUACAGGACGUGUAAAUGAUGGAAUUUUAAUGUACCGUGUACUUGAAAAUAAAUUAAACGUAUUAGAA